AUGGCAGUCGUCGGAAACCGAAAGCAGCUGAUGUCAUUGCUCCUCCUAUGCGUCAUCACCUCCGCCGUUAUCCCGCCUUGGGUGGAGGCGCAGGUAUCAUGCAGUGGCCUCAUCACUACAAUUUCACCAUGCAUUGGCUACAUAUUAAAUGGCGGGGAGAUACCGCAAGCGUGCUGUGACGGCCUAAAAACAGUAGUGGAUGGUUUAAAAUCAAAGCUAGACAGACAGAGCGCGUGCGAGUGCAUGAAAGAGGGGUUUUCUAAAGCCACGCCAGACCAGAUUAAACGGGUUCAAGGUCUCCCGAAUUAUUGCAAAGUCCCCCUUCCAUUUGAGAUUAGUCCUACUGUCAACUGUUCAGCGGUUCAAAAGAGAAUUGAUUAG
This is a messenger RNA of Ipomoea nil (Japanese morning glory), 381 nucleotides long. Its product is annotated as non-specific lipid-transfer protein 1-like. Gene Ontology annotation, molecular function: lipid binding. The transcript has a single exon. Lineage: Eukaryota; Viridiplantae; Streptophyta; Magnoliopsida; Solanales; Convolvulaceae. The record is from RefSeq and is a predicted model, not a curated record. Gene Ontology annotation, biological process: lipid transport. Gene Ontology annotation, cellular component: membrane. Bases 1 to 381 code for a protein of 126 amino acids.